Molecule: messenger RNA, 978 nt
Organism: Mya arenaria
Lineage: Eukaryota; Metazoa; Mollusca; Bivalvia; Myida; Myidae
Exons: 7
Coding region: 158-775 (205 amino acids)
Source: RefSeq, a predicted model, not a curated record
GAGAUAAAACAAAGUUCUACUCCAGUGUGACCAUAAAAUGAAAGAUAUAAUACUGAAAUAAUCAAAAUCCAACCUCAUUGUGAAUGUAAAUUUCAUAAGCAUCAUUUAUUUGGAAAAUAGUUUUUGAUGCUAAAUCUCAGGAGCUGACUUAGUAAGGAUGUAUUCUCAAAGACUCGAGCUGGCAGGAUUGCUGAUUCCACUAGUAAUACCAUUGGUUUUAUGUAUAUCUGCGGAAUCAACUUGCAGCAGAUACAUUCCUGGUCCAAAUGCUUCGAAGGAUUGUUGUAGCCAUGGAUGUCUGUGGGCUUCCUGUACCUCUGACAGAUACAAUGGCAAACCGAUUCUACAUUUCGGCUGUCACGCUUUUGACUGGAAUAGUUCUUUGGAUUGUGCAGAAGGAGAGAAACCGGACAUUAUUUGUCCUAGAGAAACCACAGCAUCAAGUACUGUAGCAGCUUCCCCUACUUCCGAAUAUAUCACUGCCAACUCUACAACAAACACGACAGAACACGGAAUGAACAGUGGCCCUAACUGCUGUCAUGACUUUGGCUGGAAUAGUUCAUCGUUUUGUGAAGAAGGAGAGAUACCGGACAUUAUUUGCUCUACAGAAACCACAGCACAAAGUACUGUAGCUUCCCCUGCUUCCGAAAGUAUCACUACCAGCUCUACAACAAACACGACAGAACAUGGAUUGAACAGUGGCCCUGUCUGUAUCAUUUCGACUCCGCUGAUUGGACUGUUGACUGUGUCGUUUCCUUGGUUAACAAAUUGGUGAAAUGAAAAUCUGUGUGUGUUUUUUUAUAUCCGUCGCAUUAAAGAAACAGUUCCAUGACGAUAGAUGUGCGAUAUAGGAAGCACUCCACACAGAUGUAGCUCAGUGGAUACAUUAACAUAAACAAACUCAUAAUGUUCUACUAGAUAUAAUUGCCAUUGCCAUUUAAAUGCGGUUUUGUAAUACAUUAAACAUACCAUAAAUUA